Vidua macroura (Pin-tailed whydah) is the source of this 7111-nucleotide messenger RNA. It is a transcript of the gene CNR2, whose product is annotated as cannabinoid receptor 2. Bases 4957 to 6006 code for a protein of 349 amino acids. Gene Ontology annotation, cellular component: membrane. The transcript is spliced from 3 exons. NCBI's taxonomy places the organism in Eukaryota, Metazoa, Chordata, Aves, Passeriformes, Viduidae. The record is from RefSeq and is a predicted model, not a curated record. Gene Ontology annotation, biological process: cannabinoid signaling pathway. Gene Ontology annotation, molecular function: cannabinoid receptor activity.
AAUUAAAAAAUAAAGGAGAAACGCACAAAACAGCCCGCUGUGCGAGCGAGGGACGUCGAGAGAAGGGAUUCAGCGAACAAAGAGUAAAAUCCAGCCCCCCGGAGAUGGCCGCAGCGCUCUGAUGUCAAAUGGACGGUCUCGGGUUUGUUGAACCCAUUCCCCAGCCUGCAUUUAGUUAAACUAUUUAAUGUUUAAAUUUAAAGUAUUGAAAACGACGUAGAGGGAUGUUUCUGGUCAAAAGACAAGGAAAAGAUUUCCCAGGUUUAAAACAGCGCAGUGGCUGCAGUUUGUGUUUAUAUUCACAUUCUCUUAUUUUGCCUCAAAGGAUCAUUUUGAAGAAAAAACCCACAAGAUUUGGCUUUUACCAUGUGUAGGAUGAUUAAAAAUCAGGUAUACGUAAGAAAUUUGCACAUGUGGGAGUGUUCCCUGCCCACCACUGAGAGGCCAGUCUAGCAUUGUACACCACAUUAAAGGCUGAAAAAAGGAAGUUUCAAGGAAAAUGGAAAAGAACGAGUUCAGUUCCAACCCCACCAAGUCAGGGCAGUAUCUGUUAAAAACAACAGAUGAACAUUCAGAGUUUUUAUUUUGAAGUAAAGACCCUGGUUCCGUUGAGUUACCCUGCAUUUUUAGCUACAGGAAGGAAAAAAAUCCUGCUUUAUCCCUAAAACAAAACUGAUUCCUUACUGACCUGAUGUUACAGGGCUGUGACCCAACUCAGGACAAGGUAAAGACUCUAAAAAGGAGUUUGUAUUCAUUGUGAACUUAUUUAAAAAGCCAGCAUAUAUUUUAAUACACAAGACAUGUUGACAUACCCAAGCCCAGACCUUUGUUCCUAUUCCUUAUUGUGUGUUAGCACAAAGCCAGCUGAAAUUAAUUUGUUUUCCUCCCUUUGCUUUGGAUUUCUUGGCACAACGUAAUGGCUGAGGUCCUUAUAGCAGCUUUUUUUGUCUUUAGAUGGAAGACAACAAUAUCUGCUGUAAGCCUGGAAAUUCCACUCAUUAAUUAUCAACUCUCCUACAAUGCACAUCAGCAGAUUUCUGCUUUGUUUCUAUCUCUAGUGUGUUUAUUUCUGCUAAAACACAAUCUCACCCCUGCGUGUGGAUGUUCUCAAGCCAGGACAUGUCAGUGGGAUUAAGAAACAGCAUUUUGCAGGCUGCAAAUGUUCUGCUCUCUCAUCUGGGGAGCACAACAGCGUGUACUUUUCAGUUCAGAACAAGGAUUACACAAGAUCUGGCUGUUUGUCCUCACUAUCGUUGAGAUAAUUAAAGAAACAUCUUGUCUUUCUGAGCUGGUUUUGGGGUCAGGCUGACACAUUUUGCCUGGGGGAGCAGGAAAUGUCAGUGAUAAGCCAUUCCUGUACUUGUGCAGGAACUGUUCCACUGAAACAAAUUGAGCCAUUUGGAGGCCGAGCAGGAACACCGAGGGUAUUUUUUAAAUCAAAGGGACAAAUACCCCAAACACCACAAAGUCCAACUUGCAAAGAAGUUCUGUGUUUCACCCUUCAGCGGUUAGAGCCCUGGGCUGGUUUCCUCCCCUGCAGUGGAAGGCAAGGAGAUGUUCCCAGAGCUGUGGAAACCACAACAGACAGAAGCACUUGAGUUCCUGCCACAUCCUAAAGACACAGCACAGACUGAAUCCUGAGGUUCUCUCUCAAUCCUUUAUCAUCACCACCCGAGAUUCCUUCAACAGGAGCUACUUCACUCCUUCAAAUGCUCAUUUUUAAACUCUCUUCCUUUUCAAAGGUCUGGAUGUAACAUUUGUGACUCCUAAGCAUGUGACACUACAUCGACCUCAGGUACUCAUGGGCAGACUGGGAUAUUUUAGCUGCCCUGAUGUCCUGCAGCCCUGCAGGUGCUACAGACCCAGUUCCAGAGGCAGAGCCCUCAAACACAGUGCUUCCAAACCCACCCUGUUGCCACGUGAUGACACAGACUCGGUGACCUCCACUACACCCUCUCAUAACCUGUACACAGUACAGACAGGAGUUUUCUAUUGUGCAAGUGUCUGCUCUGUCUGGAUUAUUCCACUUCCUCCAGGUAGUCCAAAGAUGCCUGCAAUAAAUCCCAGCUUCCCUCGUGUUCCCAGGGAGCUGCGUUACCCAAAUCCUCCUCAGCUCCCCACCAUGCUUCUGCUGCCACGGUGACAGCACCUCAAGGAUUUCCCCAACCACCUUUAUUUUUCACUCAGCACCUCCACUCCCUCUCACAGCAACCAUUAAUCCAGCCCAGGGAAGCAGCUCCAUCUGUGCUGGCACUGCCACAACUAGCAAGUCCCAGUGAAGACAAAGCCUCCAGAGCUUCAUUAGCCCCAAAUUAAGAUGCUCCCAGCUGUGGCUGAGAUGGAUCUCAGCACACACGUGCUCCUGCCCGAGUGUUUCAGUGGAGCUGCUGAGCGUGGAUGCUGCAGGAAGUCUGCAGCACGGAUGACUCAUUUGUUAAAUCAAUAGUGAACCAUUGCCCCAGUUUUAUUUCACAGUGACGAGUUUCCGGCAGUGGGUGACUUUCAGUAAACCCAAGAUGUUUACUUUUAGUGGUUCCAAGAACCCCGUGACACACUUGAAACUCGUUAGACGUUUCCAUCUGAGCCAAACAUUAACCAGAUCGUUAAUCUAAGUUUCCUCAUGAGGGAAACAUGCAUGUUUUCUUUAAAAUCUGCAUGAAAGCACUGGGUAUACAGUAGUGUUUAGAAUAUCCUUUAUUCUGCCUGGCAGAGGACCCGUGUUCAUUAAAUAGAGCUCAGGAUAUUCACGGCAGUGAGCUACAGAACUGAGCAGACAUUUGAACCUCUGCAGGGUAAAUAGAGAAGAGGCUCAAGAACCCAAACAAUGUGAUACAACUACACACUUUAAUCCCUUAAAUCUCCUUAUAAGUAUAUUGAUAUAAGCUUUAGACAUGAAUUAAGUUGGUGUCCACCAGCACCUCAGUUAGAUCAGCUCCAGAACAUGGGUUCCCUCCUCUGCACUGCUGGAGCUCGUGACUGUGAGAUCACGUCCAGCACUGACUGCAUUGUGCAUUGGUGUGUGGGGCACAGCACCCAGCAAACUGCACUCGGAGUGAAACCACCUCGGACACCAACAGAGCACUUAGCCAAACCCUGACCCUGGGGGGUUUAAAGGGCUUGUGCUGAAGCAGCUUUGUCACAGCUGACAGCUUUUCCCACUCUGUAAAACAAACACAUCCAGGCACGACUGCCGAGACACACCUUGUUUUCUGCCUCAACAGCUCCGCGUUCGAACCACACCGGCUCUGAGUCACAGGCCCUGCAGGAGCCUUCAGCCCAUGAUGCUGCUGGAUGUGAAGCUGUGUCAGGGCAGGGAAUAAUUUGGAGCUGGGUGCUGCUGUUGGAACUCAGGACCAGCAUUAAGAAUCUUUCUGUUUCUCACCUGCUCUUUACAAUCUCGUACCUCCUCCUGCAAAUUUCUCCGUUUGGAACGGGAAUGGAAGAAUUGUUUUUUGAGACAGAGCUGACAACCCAUCAUCUCCUGUGCUUACACCACAGCCCGUGAUGCCUCUCAUGGUUAUUGCGGUUUCCAAUCCCCCUCCCAGCCCCGGAAGGGUCGGGCAGGUCCCUGCAGAGCCAGGGAACCCCCUUUUCCCGGCCGGGGGCCAGGAGGAAGCGCUGAGUUCCCAGUUCUGCCUCCUUCUCAAGCUUUCCCCGGCCGCUGUCCGGGUUUCCCUGGAGAGGGCAGCCGAGCACCGCUGAGCUCCGGCGGCUGCUGCGCACCUCCUGAGCCGCACACGGUGCCCAAGGGGAAGGAGGCAGAGAGGCAUUUGGAGAGGACAGGGUGUGACCGCUCGUGAUGCCACCGAAUGAGAGAACUGGGAUCCCAGCAGGAGGGAAAGUUGAGUUCCCAGCUGGAGAACCGAGUUGCUGGUGCUGGGAUAGGGCUGUGGGGUGGCUCUGUGGGUGGCAGAGAGACGUAAGGAGCAUCCAAGGGCUAAGGAUCAUGUCUUUGCUUCACCUCCAAGGCUCCCCACUACAGCCUCUACAUCCAACCACAAUGUGACCAGUUCCUUUGGGAUUUGGGGCCAGCUUGCCUGUCCCCACUGACUGGUGAUAUUGUCCCUGGUGUCACCGGGCGGGGAAAGCUGUCCCUGCUUUCCAGCGGCACCAGCACAACCCAGCCCCAGGCAGCCGCUGCCCAGCCGAGGAGGGAAGUGGUUACUGGAGGAAGGAUGGAUGAGAGCAAGUACAGCAGCGACCACAGUCUCUGCAGCCCCAGCUCCUUCCUGACCACAGGGAUUGUGUAGCUGAAGACCUUAAGGCAUUUUCCUUCCACUUGAAGAGAGAAAAUCACCUUGUUCCUCUGGCAUGAGCUGACUGUGUACAGAGAAAUUCAGGGGCACAGGUGAGGUUUGCGCUGCUCGUGGAGCUGUAGGCACAGACAGCAGAUUUCUGAGCUUGCCCUUAGACCUGCACACAACCAGGUACAUCCACAUUUUUCCACAUCGGCCUCCUAGCUUCUUUCCUCCCCAUACUUUUCUAUGUUCCCAGAGAAAUCAGGAGAAGAACCUGAAUGUCUCUUGCCUCAAACUCUGCCGUUACAUGGAGAAAUGAGAGAGACUGGGAGGAUUAUUUCAGCGAGCCGGAGGGUUUGGGUGGUUGUAGAUGUGGCACGAGCAGGCAGCAGAACACAACACCCAGAGGAGAAGGGAGGAAGGAAAGAAAGCCCGACACACAUUCUCCAAAAGAAUGUGACAGAGAGCAAGGAAGCAGAGGAAGGAUUCACACUGAUGGAUUUCCAACACAGGGGAAUAAGCCAGAAUGGUUCAACAAACCCAGAUGAAACCAGAAGUGCCGUGAGAGGAGAGGGAAGCAGGCACUGUAUACAGCUGCACCAGCUGCCCUGAGAGCCGGAGCGAUGGGAAGCCCCAGAGCAUGGGUGGGGAGAGCAUCUGAAGAAAUGAAGAAGGAAGCAGAAGACUCUCUGUGAGCUCCCAGCUCCGGGUAACCACCAUGGAUACUUGCAGGAUACCUGCAAACGCCUCCAAGUGCAGUGGGAAUACCAUGGAGUGCUUCAUGGUGCUCAGCACGCAGGCACAGAAGAUAAGCAUUGGCAUCCUGUGUGGCCUCUUUGGGACAAUGUGUGUUUUUGAGAACUCCCUGGUGCUCUACCUGAUUUUCUCAUCCCCUGGGACCAGGAAGAAGCCUUCCUACCUCUUCAUCGGCAGCCUGGCCCUGGCUGACAUCCUGGCCAGCAUCAUCUUUGUCUGCAGCUUCGUGAACUUCCACGUGUUCAACGAGGCUGGUUUCUCCAAGGAGGUGUUCCUGCUGCAGCUGGGAGGGGUGAACACGUCCUUCUCGGCCUCCCUCAGCAGCCUGCUGCUCACAGCCCUGGACCGCUACAUCUCCAUCAGCCGGCCCUCGGAGUACAAGCUCCUGAUGACCAGGAAAAGAGCCUGGACAGCCCUGGCGGUGCUCUGGGUGACCUGUGCCACCAUUGCUUGCCUGCCCCUGCUGGGCUGGAACUGCUGCGUGCUGGAUUCCACCUGCUCCGAGCUGUUCCCCUUUGUGGAUGACAAUUACCUGUCGGGCUGGAUCUGCUUCGUCGUGGUCCUGCUGGGCUGCAUCAUCUAUGCCUACGCCCAUGUACUCUGGAGGGCUCGCCAGCACGUGGCCUACAUGGAGAAGCACCAGGCACAGGCAGGGAAGCAAAACACCCGGAUGAGGAUGGACGUGAUGCUGGCCAAGACCCUGGUGAUGGUGCUGGCUGUCCUCAUGCUCUGCUGGUCCCCCGUGCUCGGGCUGAUGAUCUACAGCAUCUUUGGCAGGCUGAGCGAUCACCUGCGCAAGGUGUUCGCCUUCUGCAGCACCCUCUGCCUGCUCAACUCCAUGGUGAACCCCAUCAUUUAUGCCCUGAGGAGCAAGGAGCUGUUCUCCUCCCUGAGGAGGGUGUUCUCCCACUUCAGGAGGCAGCUGAAGGCUGCUGAGGAGAGCCCAGAAGCAGAGAGCACCCACAAGUCCUCCGUGAUAGAGACCGUCUGCGAGGACACGCACACCAUGUAGGGAGGUACCAGUGGGAAAUCCACCCACUCAGCCUGGAAGGAACAGUCUGGAUCACUUUUCUUUUUAUUUUCUCUUCUGAUGGGAGUUGAGGGAUCAGCUGUGAUGUGGAGACAGCUCCUGCUGUUGUCACUGUUCGAUGCUGGGACAUAAAGUGCACAGAGUUUGCUCUCAGGCACAGGUUGGGUUUGUUGGGGUGUCCUGUGCAGGGCCAGGACUGGAUGAUCCUUGGGGUGUCCCUUCCACCUCAGGAUAUUCCAUGAUUCUGUGAUAAUCUCCCACCAGGGGAGGUUCAGGUUGGACAUCAGCAGGAAUUUCUUUGUGGAAAGGUGGUCAGGCUUUGGAAGGGGCUGCCCAGGGAGAUUUGGAGUCCCCAUCCCUGCAGGUGUCACCUGGACAUGGCACUCUGGGCUGGUGACAAAUGGAGACUGGGCACAGCUUGGACUCGAUGGUCUGGGAGGGCUUUUCCAGCCUCUCACUUCAGCUUAAGGACUUGGCCAGAGCUGGGGCAGACAGGACCUUGCAGGCAGCACAUUUCUUCCAGCAGAUUUCAGGAGAACUGACCAAACCACGCGGGUGUUUGUUGGAUGUUAUGUGAUUAAGCAUAUAAGCCAUUUUCCAGGAUUUUCUUCCUUUUCUUUCCUGGUGUACAAAGUUCUCCAGGUGACAAGUUUAAGCCCAAACAGGGGCAGAUACUUUGAGCAUGAGGAACUUGAUUGGGGUUGUUUUUUUGCAAAUUUGGCAAAAGCAGCACUUUUAGCUGAAUGGACAAUGAAGUGGAACAGGGCCCUUCACCAGUGACCUGGAGCAGCUGGGCUUCUGCCAGCUCCCAAAAUGCUUCCAACAGGGAUGAGCCUGCCUGGGGCAUGGCCAUGAGGCCCUUGCACUCUGCCCUGUGUCCCACUGCCCAGGCUCCCCAGGGAAUGGGCACGGCCCCAAGGCUGCCAGAGCUCCAGGAGCCUUUGGACACCGCUCCAGGGAUGCACAGGGGGCAUGGUUGGGAUUAUUCCUGAUGUCCCUCCACCCCUCCCUGGAUAUUUCCCGAUGGUUGGGGCUAUCCCAAUGUCACUCCAUCCAUUCCUGGGAUAUUCCCUGAUGGUUGGGGCUA